UCCAAAUGCGACGGAAAAGAAAGGCACGUGAUGUGAGUGAUAAACAACAACAGUCAGCAUCAGACAACUAGAUAAGAGUGGAGUUUAAACGUGAUUUAAGAGAAUAUGAUUUCAUAACUUUAUUUUGCACUUGGACGAGGCAGAGAGAGUUUGUUACUUGUAGCUUGUGUCCUGAGUUUUCCAGAGUAGAAAAUGAGCAUCAAUGUUAAUGAAACCGCUGACUUAUAUCAUAAAUGUGGCGCCGGGGACACCGAAGGAAACGAAACUACACCUUUAUUAACGAAUGGAUCAGUGCGGACCAGGGCCCAAGGAGCCUCCUUCACCUCCUCUGUGUUUAACCUGAUGAAUGCCAUCAUGGGCAGCGGCAUACUAGGUCUAGCUUAUGCUAUGGCUAAUACUGGAAUUGUUUUUUUUUGUCUCCUGUUAGUACUAGUGUCCAGCCUGGCAGCGUACUCUAUACAUCUCCUUCUGAAGCUAUGUGACCAAACAGGUAUCAAUUCUUAUGAAGACCUUGGAGAGCGAGCCUUGCAAAAGCCAGGAAAAGUUCUGGUGGGAAUUUCUAUUAUUAUCCAAAAUAUUGGUGCUAUGUCAUCCUAUUUGUUCAUCCUGAAGUCGGAGCUUCCUGUAGCCAUCGACAGCUUCUUGAAUCCAGACAGCAUAGGACAUGCCUGGUAUGAAGAUGGCAGGAUGCUUCUGAUGCUGGUCACACUUUUUGUUGUUCUACCUCUGUCAAUGUUAACUAAAAUUGGUUUCCUGGGCUACACUAGUAGCAUUUGCUUUUUCUUUAUGCUGUAUUUUGCGAUUGUGGUUGUGAUCAAGAAAUUUUCCAUCCCCUGCCCACUGCCUUACAAUGUGACUACACUUCCAGGUGCCCUCCAGAUAUCAAAUUCCUCUGACUCAGAAUGUACACCCAAACUCUUUAUCAUGUCCAGUAAGAGUGGCUACGCCAUCCCCACCAUGGCCUUCUCUUUCCUGUGCCACACGGCUAUCCUGCCAAUCUACUGCGAACUAGACAGACCUACUAAGGCCAAGAUGCAGAACAUUACAAAUGUCAGUAUUAGCCUCAGCUUCCUGGUUUACCUAAUUUCUGCGUUGUUUGGCUAUCUCACCUUCUAUGGUAAUGUGGACUCUGAGCUGUUGCUUGGCUACAAUAGGUAUAUGCCUCGGGACAUCAUUGUUAUGGUUGUUCGACUGGCCAUCCUGCUGUCUGUGUUGCUGACUGUGCCCCUUAUUCACUUCCCUGCCCGUAAGGCUGCAACCUUGCUGCUGUUUGGACGACGGCCCUUCUCGUGGCUGAUACACAUCAUUGCAACUCUAACCAUCCUGGGUGUGGUGCUGCUGCUGGCCAUCUUUGUGCCUAAUAUCAGAAAUGUGUUUGGAGUUGUGGGAUCGACAACAUCCACCUGCCUGAUGUUUGUUUUUCCUGGCAUUUUCUACCUCAAGAUCAACAGAGGACCCCUCAGAUCCUUCGACUCCAUCGGCGCUGUCCUUCUGGUGGUCAUUGGUUUCAUUAUGGGAAUCAUCAGUUUCUCUUUUAUCGUGAUCACAUGGGUACAUAACUCCUAACACCUUUUCCAAAUAAAGCACAACAGUAAAGAAAGGGAAAGCGUGCCAAAGAAACUGAAUAGUGGAUAAAAAAGGUUGUUUUAUGGUAAAGUGUUUCCCUCAACACUAGACUAGUACUUUUGAACUUUCUAACUUACAAACAUAGACCAAACUCAGCAAAUGAGCAAGAACAAAACAAGAACUUUUCAUGUUAUGCUUACAGAUUUUUUUUUUUUACUUUUCUUUUUUACACGCUCUUUCAGACUUCACCCAAUUCAAUAGUAAAUCUUUAUUCUUUUAACCAGCCUAAAACAG
This is a messenger RNA of Etheostoma spectabile (orangethroat darter), 1860 nucleotides long. It is a transcript of the gene slc38a6, whose product is annotated as solute carrier family 38 member 6. Lineage: Eukaryota; Metazoa; Chordata; Actinopteri; Perciformes; Percidae. The transcript is spliced from 16 exons. Gene Ontology annotation, cellular component: plasma membrane. The record is from RefSeq and is a predicted model, not a curated record. The coding region runs from base 193 to 1566 and encodes 457 amino acids. Gene Ontology annotation, biological process: amino acid transmembrane transport; L-glutamine transport. Gene Ontology annotation, molecular function: L-glutamine transmembrane transporter activity.